GGCAAGAAUGAAGAGUGGAUUGUGACUGACGGAGUGACGGGAUUGAGAGUUGCACCGUGGCGGAGAAUGACUUACUGACUAACAGACGGCCCCUCACCAAUCACGAGCGGCUGAUGCCGACUGUCUUCCCCUUCGAUCAUCUCACUUUCGCAGUCCAGGCCAUCCGUUCAUUCACCAUCCAACUCAACCCAGUCGUUCUUUCGGUCCUCUCUUUCGGUUCCAAUCCCUCCCCUCCCCCCGGAUUCUCCUUCUUCGGAUGAAGGUUCUCUCUUAUUCUUCCCAAUAUUCUAGAUAGUUAGUUCCAAGGGCUGCUCGCCAGAGCUGCCUCUUGUUCGCUCUUGGUCUCUCCGCCAACCUUUCUUAUCGCGGCCGCAGCGCCGCUCCGCUCCCUUAAUCGCCAUGCUGCUCAAACCCGCCACUCCCCUCACCAUCCUCCUCCUGAUCGCAUUUGCGCUUCUCCUCAUCUCAGUCAUCUCCACCCCUAUCGUCAAAAGCAUUGCGCUUGCGAGACAUGAUAAUAUCGAUUAUGGCGUGUUUGGAUACUGCAAAGGCGAUGUGUGCACCAGCAUUCAUGUUGGUUACGCCGACGAUGAUAUUACUUCCGAAGACGGUACAUUCAGCAUUGCGCCUGGCACCCGCCGAUCGCUCUCGGCCAUUCUGAUCGUCCAUCCCGUCGCGGCCUUCCUCACACUUGUAUGUCUAUGUAUGGCAGCAGCGGCUCAUUUUCAUGCACCGUCGCACUCGCCCCGCUACUUGCUAGCCUUGUUGAUUCUACUGCUUCCUACCCUUCUUGUGUCACUCCUCGCCUUCCUCGUCGAUAUUCUCUUGUUUGUACCGCAUAUGGCCUGGGCAGGAUGGAUUGUCUUAGUUGCGACCAUUUUACUUGUCACUUGCGGCGUGGUCACAUGUGCAAUGCGUCGGACACUUGUGAGCCGCAAGGCUAGGAAGAAGCGAAUCAACGAAAACGCUGAAAUGAGCGGGGAGAACUUCUACAACCGCCAAAACGCAGCGACGGCGGCAGCGGCAGCGAACAUGGAUACAAAGGAACCUGUGAUCACUGGGUCUUCACCUUCAUCUGAGACGGGCCCUACAUUUGCUACUUUCCGUACGACUACACACGACAGUGAUGACGACCGUACUCCACUGAACUCACGGACUGUUCAACCUGACCCUCCAAUGCCCGAUAGUCAGUUCACCCGCGUCCGGAGGGAUAUGGCGGCCUAUAACUCUUCGCCUGACGAUGCUGGUAUCUCUGGUCCGCAGGCUCCACCAUCCGAUCCUCGUUUGCGCAAUCAGUAUUCCGACGGCAGUGUUGGCUCGCGGAGAGGGCCCCCUCCGCCAGGGUUUGCCCGCGGACGAGGUGGUUAUCCACCGCGCGGGGCUUAUGGCCGUGGUGGGCCUUACAGAGGACCACCUCGAGGACCGCCUCCGGGUGCAAACGGUGUCCCAAUGGGUCCCAUGCGCGGUGGACACCCCGGGAUGAUGGGACGAGGCUAUCGAGGACCCCCUCCGGGUGAUUACAUGCCCGGGCCCGCUCCUCGACCAACCCCGCCACCUGAAGAUGAGUACGGCUAUCACCACCCACCGCCCGUCGCGCGAGAGCCGUCCCCUGGACCAAUUGGAAUGGCAGUAUCUCCAGAUCAUGGUAGCCCAAUCGGCCAGGCCAUCGAAAUGCAACCACAGCCACGACGAAUGGGCUCUCAUGAAUCGCAUGAAGGGCACCUCGAACCCCAGCCACAUGCGCUAUCAGCAGAUGGCUAUCCGGAACCUAUUAGUCCCUCAAGCCUCUAUAGUCGGACAGCAUCCUAUGUUCCUCCACGUGCCGGUUGGGCUCCAGAAGAACCGCGGGCCGGCCCCUCACCCUCACCUGUUCAUGCAUAUGACGGGCCACGACAACAUGCUCGAACUUCUUCAGCGGACUAUUUUGAAGAUGCAGACCCUCGGUUUGCUACUACCAACGAGUCGGCGGCAGGCAACCCUCGGUUGCCGGCUGUCUUGACACCAGGUGCUACUGCGAAGUAAGCCACUUUACAUCAAUAUCUGAGCGGCCUAUCAAUCCCCGCUGGCGCCCACCUCCCGUUCCAGCUCAGCGGAAGCAUGACGUUCUCCUAGAAAACAACCCGGACUUUGACUUGCGGGCCG
Molecule: messenger RNA, 2142 nt
Organism: Aspergillus vadensis CBS 113365
Lineage: Eukaryota; Fungi; Ascomycota; Eurotiomycetes; Eurotiales; Aspergillaceae
Product: putative pH signal transduction protein PalI
Exons: 4
Coding region: 400-2022 (540 amino acids)
Cellular component (GO): growing cell tip; plasma membrane; cell division site
Source: RefSeq, a predicted model, not a curated record